AUGAUGCAGAAUCCCCUGGAGCUGGAAGCUCAUUACCUGCCUCACGAGCCGAUCCAUGAUUAUAGGUCUCACCGAUACAGGAGCUUUAUGAUCGAGGAGAUACUGACUGAACCCCCGGGCCCAGGCAAAGUCACGAAUGGGGGAGAGCUCCUCAAAUUCGGGGUUCAUGCCCUGCUCAACAGUCGGCCCUACCACAGCCAUCUAGCCGGCCUGAAAACAGACCACACUGGAGUUUUUAAGUUCCCGCUGGGUCCGAUUUCGUGUAGUCUUGCCGCGCCGUUGGGUUCAGCGUUGGUAUCUGGAGGAUCGAGCCUGCCCACCGGGCCCGGAGGUCCGCACCUUCCCUUAGACCUGCACCUCCGCUCCAAGCUCGAGCAAGGUCCCGAACCAGGAAACAAAGCAAAAAAAGGCAGGAGGAGCCGAACAGUCUUUACUGAACUGCAACUAAUGGGACUCGAGAAACGAUUUGAAAAGCAGAAAUAUCUCUCAACACCAGACAGAAUAGACCUAGCAGAAUCUUUGGGCCUUAGUCAACUUCAGGUGAAAACUUGGUACCAAAACCGAAGAAUGAAGUGGAAGAAAAUAGUAUUGCAAGGUGGAGGCUUGGAGUCCCCGACAAAGCCGAAAGGUCGUCCAAAGAAGAACUCCAUUCCUACAAGUGAACAACUUUCAGAGCAAGAAAAGGUAAAACAAGCCGAAAAACAAAUCGAGAAUUCCCCAUCACCUUCUGAAGUUAAUCAGGAAGAAUAACGCUUCAAGAUGGUUAAAGUAAAACUAUAUACAUCCUCAUGUGGUGUUGACGCCAAUUUUACAGACUGACCUUGAAACUCCAGCGAGCCACGUGUCUAACGAUGUUAACGCGUCAUACAUAUGGAAUUUACACCCAAACUGUAAAUGUCAGCUCCACCUUUGAAUUAUACUGUUUUCCCUCUCUCCAAACACCAGCUGAUGGAACUUAUCGCUGACAGAUUCACCAAUAUUAUAUUUUA
Messenger RNA from Carcharodon carcharias (great white shark), 989 nucleotides. It is a transcript of the gene barx1, whose product is annotated as BARX homeobox 1. Gene Ontology annotation, molecular function: DNA-binding transcription factor activity, RNA polymerase II-specific; RNA polymerase II transcription regulatory region sequence-specific DNA binding. The transcript is spliced from 4 exons. Gene Ontology annotation, cellular component: nucleus. NCBI's taxonomy places the organism in Eukaryota, Metazoa, Chordata, Chondrichthyes, Lamniformes, Lamnidae. The coding region runs from base 1 to 750 and encodes 249 amino acids. The record is from RefSeq and is a predicted model, not a curated record. Gene Ontology annotation, biological process: regulation of transcription by RNA polymerase II.